GCGUUUGUUAUUUAACGAAAUGUCAAAGAAAUUGAGGUGAAUAAUUCAACAAUUCAAGAUCUCUGGAUCCAACACCCGCGAGUGUUGUUAUCAUGAAGGUCAGAAAAUCAACGGCAGUCUGGAUACGAUCGACGAUAAAGGACUCACGAUAGUCGGAAUGUUGAGUAUUUCAGCCCCAUCAAAAUUCGUGUUAACCCUACAAUCAGUGCCACCAUUUUUCCUCGAGAGUUUUCUCGCAUUUAUCCUGGUGAUUCUUCUGGCCAUUCCGCUUAUCGCACGUGCUCAAAUGCUUCUCGAAAACCCGAUGAACUACUUUCCCCCUGUCCCGCGGAAGCAUCCACCCGUUUUCCCACCCCCCAGCCGAGAGCAACCACCAACACCAGCAAUUAACGUCAAUCUGCAACUCGAUACGAUCCGCUCAAAUCCAUUAUCAUCCCCCAGCCCCGAGGACGAGCUGAAUUUCGAUAUUCAGUUGCUACCCCUGAUCCGGAAAAAGUCCCUCCAGACGUGUCCCUCAGACACAUCCACCCACGACUACGAGCUCUACCGUCAUAAUUUCAUAGAGCUAAACCUGAAAAAGCAGUUUGGAGAGAGAAUACCGGGUAACGUUGUCCUGAACGCCCACCACCUGAGCACAAUCGACUCAAAGAUCCUGUUAAAAGUGAACAGGAACUUCCCAGAAAACUUGUUUGACUUCAUCGAGCCCCCGAGUACCAGAAAAGUAAAGCCCCAUCCACCACAGCCCCACCCUACAGAUCACUUUCUCCCGAGGAACUCCAAGAACCCCUCAAAGAACCUGAUCAGCAUCGACAAAGCAAUAGGAACUCUCGAUCCAUCCCUGGAAAUCGAUCAGGUUCCAGAACUAAUAGAUUUCAAAGAGCGCACCACCCCGACAUCUCCGAGAUCUCCCAGAAGACUAGCAGAGAGCGCUGACAACGUUAAAAUCCUGAACACCAGGAACUCCAGGAAAAAACUGGAGUCAACGUCAAGUCUUCCGACGAGUUCGCCUGUCAGACCUGAUAAUCAGGUCAGAACGAGGACUCAGGAUCAGAGGCAGGUGGAGACGAGGCGACGACCGUUGAAGCCUCCGAGGCUGAGGACUGACAGGAGUGAAGUUCUCGAUGUGAGAACUUUGAAGGAGAGCGGACCUGAUAGGUCCUCGAUAACUUGUCCCUCAGUGGCGUCCAGCGAAGCCUUCAGCAUUAACAGCAGCUCCUCGAAACAACCGGAUAAAGUUAUCUCCAGGCCGACAUCAUCAUGCGGUUCCAACAAGGGUUUCAGGAACUUCGGGCCCCGAGUGAACUCCAGACCCAGGUCCGGAGGGUUCUUCGGGUGGGACAUUCCUGAUUGUCCUGAUCCCCUCAAUUCUCCGGCUUCUUUUGAUCCUAACGAUUAUCCUCGUCCCUUGAUUGCCAUUGAUCAUCCGGGAACUCUUGGUGAUGAUCAGGCAGUGAGGGAGAUCAGACAUACCGAGAACUCAGUCAAAUCAAAUGCAGUAGAGAAGAAAGUGAGAACUGACGGACUGUUGUCUGAGCCUUCUUCACUCCCUCAGUCUCGUCUGGAUGAACUGAAUGAUGUGACAGCUGAUGGGGAUCAGUCCUCUUCCGCUCUGCAUCCUCAGUGUACCGAGGAGAGGAUGCGGAAGUCGCGGCUUCCAGUCAGGCUGACAGAGACGUCGAGAAAAGUGGUGAAAAAAAAUUCCCUCGUCGAUAAAAUUGGAUGGGAGUCGAGGAAAAAGGAGGACUUUGCUCUUCAAGUUUCUGCUUCUGUAAUUAAGUCGGGUAUUGAUGAUAAUUACAGGAAUUCUUUUGGUGGUGAUAAGCAACUUUUGGGGGGAGGGGGUGGACAAGGUGGAGAGACUAAUCAGGAGUUAUCGGGGGAGACUAUCGGGGUGGUUAUGCCGGAAAAGGGGGAAAGGGGGGAGGGAAAAAUGGGGGAGGUAAAUAUAUCAAAUCAGACGGAUCAUGUGGAAUCGGAGAGUUCCAGGGACGCAACGUAA
Messenger RNA from Fopius arisanus, 1999 nucleotides. RefSeq lists its product as uncharacterized. The coding region runs from base 158 to 1999 and encodes 613 amino acids. The transcript has 2 exons. Lineage: Eukaryota; Metazoa; Arthropoda; Insecta; Hymenoptera; Braconidae. The record is from RefSeq and is a predicted model, not a curated record.